CCUGCAGUCAGGACCAAUGAAAGCAGAGGACUUCAUCCACUCGGUGACUAAGAACUGGCAGUAUUUAAGAGGUGGCAGGAAUGGGCUGAGACUUGCUUCAGCUUUCUCUGCAGACGGGCACACUUUUGUCUGAUUUGGGGUACCGCUGAGCCAGAGACAGAGAGAAGGGGAAGACCUGCCAGACCCUCCGCCGCCACCAUGUGCUAUGGCAGAUGUGCCCGAUGCAUCGGACUUUCCCUGGUGGGGCUGGCGGUCCUCUGCAUUGUAGCUAAUAUUUUGCUUUACUUUCCCAAUGGGGAAACGAAAUAUGCCACCGAAAACCACCUCAGUCGCUUUGUGUGGUUCUUUGCCGGCAUCAUCGGAGGGGGUUUGCUGAUGCUCCUGCCGGCCUUUGUCUUCAUUGGGCUGGAAGAGGACGACUGCUGUGGCUGCUGCGGCCACGAGAACUGUGGCAAGAGAUGUGCGAUGCUGUCUUCUGUGCUGGCCGCUCUCAUUGGAAUUGCGGGAUCUGGCUACUGCGUCAUUGUGGCAGCCCUGGGCCUCGCGGAAGGACCGAGAUGUCUCGAUUCCCUCGGUCACUGGAACUACACCUUCGCCAGCACCGAGGGACAGUACCUUCUGGAUACUGCCACAUGGUCCCAGUGCAUUGAACCCCAGCACAUUGUGGAAUGGAACGUGACUCUUUUUUCUAUCCUCUUGGCUCUUGGUGGGGUUGAAUUCAUCUUGUGUCUCAUUCAAGUAAUCAACGGAGUGCUUGGGGGCAUAUGUGGCUAUUGCUGCUCUCGUCAACAGCAAUAUGACUGCUAAAAGAACCACCUGAACGAAGCCAGAACCGCGGUCUUCCUCUAUUUCAUUGUAAUUUAUAUAUUUUACUUGUAUUAAUUUGUAAAACUUUGUACUAGUGUAACAUACUCCAUAUAUUCUACUUUUAUAAAGGUCUAAAUAGACUGACUUCUCCAUACGAUGUCAGUGUUUGAACUUAGCAAACAAACUUUUUUUAAGGAAUGAAAAAACAAACCACCCUCUGGAGGUAAUUUACAGACCAAGUGAUGGUCCUCAGAACAUCUGAGAUAAACUCUACAAUGUUUUGGAUAAAAAUUGCAUUCCCAUUACUAUUGUGUAUAUAUAUAUAUGUGCAUGUGUUUUUUAAUGGAUGAUGUCUAGUUGCUUUUUUUAAGACCAAGAAAGAGAAAAUCCAACGAUCUCAAAAGAUGUGUUUUUUUCACUGUUUAUAUGAUGUUUCCCUAGCAAGUGACAUUUUGAACUCCCUUGUGUUCUGUGAGAGACCAAAACUUUUUUAGGGUGGGAGGACUGACUGAGAAUGUUUCAGUUCAAAUGAAUGAGUCAAAACUUAGAAUAUUGAUAGUAGCUGUGAGUACUACCAGAUCCUACAUUUUGUUUAAUAUGUGGAAAGCUUUAUGUCCUCCCAAGACAAGCAUUAAGGGUCACGUGUUUAAAAAGGGAGCAGCUAACUGAACAAGAAGAAAGAUGGGAAACGGAAUAAAGCAGUUGAUCAGCGUCAUGGAAAAAUGGAGGGUGGGGGAAUAAUGGUGGGGGACCACAGGGAAAUACCCUAAACAGCACUUGUUUAUGACAAAAUAAAGUGUUCGCUAUCAUCUUGU
Molecule: messenger RNA, 1622 nt
Organism: Carlito syrichta (Philippine tarsier)
Lineage: Eukaryota; Metazoa; Chordata; Mammalia; Primates; Tarsiidae
Gene: TM4SF1
Product: transmembrane 4 L six family member 1
Exons: 5
Coding region: 199-807 (202 amino acids)
Cellular component (GO): membrane
Source: RefSeq, a predicted model, not a curated record